AUGAAUUGGAUAUCAAAUAUUAAUACAAUUAAAUCAUUCCAAAUAAUAAUCUAUUUAUAUAUUCUUAUAAUACCUCUACCCUUUAUUGAGGGAACUAAAGAUGCUUCAAGAUUAUUUGAAGAUUUAUUAUCUGAUUACAACAAAUUAGUCCGUCCUGUUGACAAUACCAAUGAUACGGUGGUAGUAAAUUUUAAACUAAAAUUGUCACAACUACUCGAUGUCCAUGAAAAAAAUCAAAUUAUGACUACAAAUGUUUGGUUACAACAUUCUUGGAUUGACUCUAAACUAAAAUGGGAUCCUGCUGAGUAUGGGGGUGUUGAUGUUUUGUAUGUGCCUUCAGAUCUUAUAUGGUUACCGGAUGUUGUUUUGUAUAAUAAUGCUGAUGGUAAUUAUCAAGUUUCAAUAAUGACAAAAGCAAAACUUUCUCCUAAUGGUACAGUUGAGUGGGCACCACCUGCUAUAUAUAAAUCUAUGUGUCAAAUUGACAUUGAGUGGUUUCCUUUUGAUUUACAAACAUGCCAUUUAAUUUUUGGAUCAUGGACAUAUGGAGGAUUAGAAGUUAACUUAAAACAUAAAGAUUGGCAUCUACAAAGAGAGGAACAAGAAUUAGUAAUAGGUUAUGAUAGAGAAUAUAAUGAAACAGUUUGGAUUGUAGAUAAUGGAAUAGAUUUAAGUGAUUAUUAUCCAAGUGUAGAAUGGGAUAUUCUUAAUGUACCAGGAAAAAGACAUGAAAAAAGAUAUCCUUGUUGUGAAUCACCAUUCAUUGACUUGACAUAUGAAAUUCAUCUUAGAAGAAAAACAUUAUUUUAUACAGUUAAUUUAAUUUUUCCAAGUGUUGGUAUAAGUUUUUUAACAGCCUUAGUCUUUUACUUACCAUCAGAUGGGGGAGAAAAAAUAUCUCUAUGCAUAUUAAUUCUUAUAUCUCUUACAGUUUUUUUCUUACUUUUAGUUGAAAUCAUUCCAUCAACAUCACUAGUUAUACCAUUAAUAGGAAAAUAUUUACUUUUUACUAUGGUUAUGGUAACAUUAUCAGUUAUUGUUACUGUUAUCACAUUAAAUAUACAUUUUCGUUCCCCAUCAACACAUACAAUGCCAAAAUGGGUUAGAAAAGUUUUUAUACAGGUGUUACCAUAUUAUCUUUUAAUGAGAAGACCAAAAAAAGUUGUAAAAGAAGAAGAAAGUGAGGUAAAAAAUUGUAAAGGAAUUUUAAGAAAUGCAAUGUUAAUUAAAAAAGAUGAACCUGAAGUUAAAAUUAAAAAAAAUUCAUAUUCACGUAGAAAAUCAUCAUUUGUAAAUGAUAGAAAAUUUUCUAUGCGUUCAGGACAUACAUCAGCAUUAUUUGAACAAAUGGAUUAUUUAUCUCCUCAUUAUAUAACAAAUGCAAUGAAUAGUUCAUCAUCAUCAAGUAGUGUUAUUAAUGCUACUGGAUCAUGUCAUGAUACCUCAAUUAAUAAUAAUAAAUCUCAACCAUUUGGAUCAACAUUUGGUAUAUUAACAGAUCCAACAAAUAUAGGAACAAGUAGUAAUAUUACUCAAGAAACACAACAACCAUUAUCAACAUCAAUAAAAGAACAUCUUAAAGUUGGAGGACAACAAAAUAUUACUAGUGGAUCAAGUAACAAUAAUAAUAAUAGUAAUAAUAAUAAUAAUAAUAAUAAUACAAAAUUAUAUACACCAAUACAAAGUGCCGUGGAUUCAGUAACAUAUAUAGCUGGUCAUUUACGUAAUGAAGAAGAAAAUCAACAAGUAAUAGAAGAUUGGAAAUAUGUAUCAGUUGUAAUGGAUCGUAUUUUUUUGAUGCUUUUUACCUUCUUUUGUAUAACAGGAAUAAUAGUAAUUAUUUUAAGAGCACCAACAAUAUAUGAUAGAACGGAGGCGUUAGCAUAA
Molecule: messenger RNA, 1887 nt
Organism: Strongyloides ratti
Lineage: Eukaryota; Metazoa; Nematoda; Chromadorea; Rhabditida; Strongyloididae
Product: Nicotinic acetylcholine receptor family and Neurotransmitter-gated ion-channel transmembrane domain and Neurotransmitter-gated ion-channel family and Neurotransmitter-gated ion-channel ligand-binding domain and Nicotinic acetylcholine-gated receptor, transmembrane domain-containing protein
Exons: 6
Coding region: 1-1887 (628 amino acids)
Biological process (GO): regulation of membrane potential; chemical synaptic transmission; nervous system process
Cellular component (GO): postsynaptic membrane; neuron projection; synapse
Molecular function (GO): acetylcholine-gated monoatomic cation-selective channel activity; transmembrane signaling receptor activity
Source: RefSeq, a predicted model, not a curated record